This is a messenger RNA of Centropristis striata (black sea bass), 3242 nucleotides long. RefSeq names its product aftiphilin-like. Gene Ontology annotation, cellular component: AP-1 adaptor complex; trans-Golgi network membrane. Gene Ontology annotation, biological process: intracellular transport. Lineage: Eukaryota; Metazoa; Chordata; Actinopteri; Perciformes; Serranidae. The coding region runs from base 100 to 2550 and encodes 816 amino acids. Gene Ontology annotation, molecular function: clathrin binding. The transcript is spliced from 10 exons. The record is from RefSeq and is a predicted model, not a curated record.
AGAGCCGAGCUGCGGCACAAGAAAUAGACAAGAAGUGAGGAGAAGGCGAAGUGAUUGAGUGUUGGUGCAUGAGGCCUUCAGGUCCUGCUAGGAGAACCCAUGGAGCCAGACAUCAUGCCCUUGCACUCCUCCUCCCCCCCUCCACUGGAUGAUGAUGGUGACGGGGAGGCAGGAUCAGAGGAGGACGAAUUUGGGGAUUUUGGGGGAUUCUCCACAGGGGUGUCCUGCUCACCUCCUGGCUUUACUGAUUCACUAUCCAGCCUCAGACAGCCUUCUACCACCACAAAGCCAGCCACUCAUCAACCCAACUGUAGCUUUAAUCACCCAGUUGAACAACCCUCAUCCACUCUGGACUCGGGGUCCAGCGGGAGCCAGAUACAAGUGGAAGGGCAGGAUUGUAAUGCUCAAUCACAUGUUCACCUCACUAAUGGGUACUCUGAAAGAGACCACAAAUCUGGGACCCAAAAAGCGUCUGCAAUGGUUGCAUGCUCUCCCAGGGAAGAAAAAGGGUUUGCUGAUUUCACUGUGUUUACAGAGCAGGCAGCACAUCCCUGGUGCUGCGGCUUCUCUCCCAUAGACAGCAAAGAGCAAUGGGAUAGCAGAAGGGAAGGGGUGAACUUUACCAACAGCUUGGGUCAACACAUUUGUGAUCCAGGACAGGAGGUUGUUAUGGAAUCUGAGCCCAGAUCUUAUGCAUGCAAAGCAAAAGAAAAUGUUUGCACCAAGGUCAAGCACUGUGAGAAAAGAGAUGCAGCACUCGUGCAAUCAUCUCAGGACCACCACCAGCCUCAGGAAGCUGCCGCAGCUUUGGAUUUUCCAUCUCAAGAGCUUCAUUUUAGGGAGGAGAAUCCUGAGGGCAGUCAGAGGGGGAGGAGGCCUAGUUUUAAUUCUUUACAAACAACAGAAGUGCAGGAGGAUGGAGAGUCAGACGAAGACAGAGAAGAUCAAGAAAAAAGCCUUUCUGCUGUCCCCCAAACAUUCAGUGUGUACGAGUCCACUUCAGAGGACAUGGCAUCCUUCUGUGAUGAUUUGUCAUUUGAGGGUCAAUCUCUAGACUUGGAACCAAAUGUUUCAUCUCUUGUUUCACAAGGGGAUCAAACUGACUGGGACCCAACUGAUGAUGAUGAUGAUGAUGAUGAUGACGACAAAGAAGGACUGGGAAACUACAGGCGUUCUGACUGUUUUGUCCAGAACAGCAUGGCAAAUCUCAGAAAGUCUAAGGCAGAGAAGAGUUUUCAUUAUUGCGACCAAUCUGCGACUCAGGAAACCUCUGCUACCUCCAAUCAAUCACCAUCUGGAACACAUACAGAAGACAAAUUUGCAGACUUCACAGACUGUAGUUUUGAGCACCACAGGGACCAAGGAGGACACGUCCAAACAGCUGAUGCAGCGGUGCAGAAUUUAGGAAAUCUCCCCCCGAGUGACAGCUUUGCUGAUUUCUGCUCAGCGCCUACACAGGAGGAUGGAGAGGUGCCGUGGGCGGAGUUCAAGGACCAGAGGGCUCAGGAAGAGGGAAAAACUUGGAAGCAGUUCAGAGAGCCAGUCAGCAGCUUGAAGACUGAUGGGGACACUGAAGAGGAGCCGGACAGAGCAGGGCAGUACGGGGUUUCCAGGAGGAACAGCUGUCAGGUAUCACUGUCCUGCCGUGUCCAGCAGCUUCUCCUGGCCAGUUUUCCGGAGGUAGCGGCCCAAGCUGUGGAAGAUGAGGAGGAUGUGCUCAGCCUCAAUGCUAUGCUUUACACCCGACAUCUCCCUGAAAGUGAGGAGGAGGAGUUACCUGAACUCUGUCCCAGAUCUCAGUGGACUCGGCCGGGGCUGUGGUUGCCACAUCAGGACCUUCAUGAUGCAGUCGGCCUGCAGUUUCAGUGGGGAGGUUCCCACACAAACAGGACUCUGCUCAGGUGCCUCGAUGUGGAGACAAAGAACAUUGUGUUUAUUGGCAUGAAGAAGCAGCCAGUGGCCGUGCCUGCUUUUGCAUCCAGCCUGGGAAUGCUAGAGCCCACCAAAGACUCUGUGCCAGCUGUCUGUUCUCCAGGACACACAGCGGUCACAGCACAAGCACCUCCAGGACCCCGGGACACACUGGACUUCUCAGCAGAUUCAGUGCAGGAGGCUCUCCCUUCCAGGCAGCUGGACUGGAGCAGCCGUGGCCUUAGCAGCUCUCAGGACGACUGCUCUGCUCUCAACCUGGAUUAUUUUGGUGCUGAGAAGGAGAACAGAUCCUGCAACGGCAGCAACAGCAGCCGUAGCAUCAGUCCUCCUCCAGGAGUUGACCGUGAGCUGUACGAGUUGACCAUCAGCAAACUGGAGACCAGCGCUUAUAACAGUAGCCACAUGGAGGACACUCUGAAUCGCCUGAUGUCCACUGCAGAGAAAACCAGUACUUCAGUCAGGAAGCCACAGCAGGAUGACGAACUGAGUACGGAGGCUGCCACAUUGAUCUCAGGACUGCCUAAUCUGUCUUUCAUGCAGGCUAAGGUCCUCAUGUUCCCAAGCAUCCUCCUACCCGAAGAAUGCUGUUCCCCAAAAAUACAGACUCAUUUACACUGAAUGCUUUAUCGACCACCUGCUGCCAUUAACGCAGGAUUCAAAUACUCCAAACAAGAGACAUUGUGGACUCUAAAACAGUGAGUUUAGCUUCCUGAUGAACUUAAUAACCUGCUGGUUAUCUUAAGUCUUCACUCGAAAACAGAAUACCCUCACUUGUAUCAGCUCAUGCAUUCUUCUCAAAGCACAAAAAUCUGCAAAGUGCAAAGAAAGAGGUCUGCAUUGUGUGUAACACAAAGUAUUUCUCUUCUUUAAGUCGAGUGUUGUGGUUUAUUUUGAUGACCUAUACACACAUAUAUUCACUCUAGAGACUGCUACAGCAAACUUACUGACUAAAUGCUGUAUGAUUGUAAAUUUUUAACUAUAAAACAUAAUUGUAUUUUCAUGUUGAAUUAUUAUAAACAAAUGUCAUCAUAUACUGACGUAGUAUGAGAAAUGGAAAUAAUGUACAUUCUGAGUGGUUUGAUAAGGCCUGAGUAAGUAAAGUGACCUUUAUGAAGAUGUGUAAAAUAUGAGAUAAUAUUCUCCUUCAAUAGUGAAUUAAAAUUCCAACUCUCAUGAUUGUAGACUGCCAGCUAGAAAAAGCUGGUUAUUUAGUGUUUGAGUCCACUUUUAACCUACCUUUCAGUAAUGUUCAGUUUAAAGUUCUGCAAAAGAAUGUGGAAAAUAAAACAACUGCCUUGGGGUGUGUUUUU